AUGCUACACCGCAUCACACAAGUCUCCGCCAAAGCACUCCUCCAUACCAUAAUCACAGCAUCCCAGCGCGCCGUAGCCCGCCGCCACAACGGCCCUUACCCGGCCCUGCCGAGGCAGACCGGGGGCCGGCGGAUGAGGGGUCCGUACCCGCCACCGGCCCCAGCGGAGCCGCCGUCGCCGGGGUCCCCGUCGGUCGCCAACGCCGCCCGCGAGGGCAUCGACCUCGCCUCUAUCAUCCGCUCCUCCUCCCAGAUGUCAGCGGUGGCCGGCGUCAACGUCCUCUCGCCCGGCCACGCCAGCAACGCCGCCUCCUCCUACUCCUCCUCCUCCUCCUCCUCGACCACCACCUCCCCCGCCGCCUCCUCCGCCUACUCCGCCCAGGCCGCCCCCCACAAGCCCCAGCCCCUGGCCCCGCCCGCCGCACGGCAGCCCCAGCAGCCGACGAGACGGGAGAGCUGUCAGCUCCCCUCGCCCGCCGCCUGCCUGCUGUCCCUCUCCUCCUGCACCUCCUCCUCCUCCUCCUCCUCCUCUCCCGCCUUGUCCUCGUCGGUGUCGUCGCUGGAGCUGGAGCACGGCCAGAGGCCGAGCCGGGGGCUGUGCGAGGAGCAGGGCUCCAUGCAGCUGGGUCCCGGGGCGGGAGGUGUGCCCAGAGGAGGCUCUGACGGGCUCGGCUUGCUCAUGGAACGGGGCUAUGAUGUCCGGGGCCCGUUCCCGGACCAGGGACAACCCCACGACGGAGGCCAUAGGCUGGCUGCAGCCCUGAAACAGGAGCCCCUGGAUGACUUCUCCUCCAACGAGGACGUGCUCUUUCAGCACCACUACCACCAUCACCACCACCUUAACGGGCACAACGGCCACCGGCGUCAGCUGCAUAACUCCGCCAUGCCUCCACCCUACCACCUCCACCAGUACAUGGGCCCAGCCCCGGGGAUGCUUCACCUUCAGUCCACGGCACCCGCCCCCUCCCUGGGACCCAAGUCCUCCGCUAGGGGCCCAGCUAGAUCUCACUCAGACCCCGAGAGAGACGAGCUCGCCGGGCCUGUCCCCGCGGACCGGCAGGUUUGUCGCUGGAUUGACUGCAGUGCUGCUUAUGACCAGCAGGAGGAACUAGUGAGGCACAUCGAAAAGGUGCACAUUGACCAGCGCAAAGGAGAGGACUUCACCUGCUUCUGGGCCGGCUGCAUCCGCCGCUACAAGCCGUUUAACGCCCGCUACAAGCUCCUCAUCCACAUGAGGGUCCACUCUGGGGAGAAACCCAACAAGUGCAUGUUCGAGGGCUGCAACAAGGCCUUCUCCCGCCUGGAGAACCUGAAGAUCCACCUGCGCAGCCACACGGGGGAGAAGCCCUACCUGUGCCAGCACCCCGGCUGCCAGAAGGCCUUCAGCAACUCCAGCGACCGCGCCAAACACCAGCGCACCCACCUGGACACGAAACCGUACGCGUGUCAGAUCCCCGGCUGCACCAAGCGCUACACCGACCCGAGCUCGCUGCGCAAACACGUCAAGAUCCACUCGGCCAAAGAGCAGCAGGUGCGUCGAAAGCUGCGGCCCUGCCCACAUCUCGACCAGGACCUCCUGAGUGACUGCCUGUCCAUCCAGCACCUGCAGGGCUCCAACCCCGCGUCCCAGCACCUGCACUGCCCCCCCGACCCACAGCACCUGUACAAAGACCUGCGCUCCCCCGGACUGGGCCAGGACAUCUUCACAGGCCUGUACACUGGCUCCAGCACGCCCCACCAUUGUCCCUCGCUGGAGCUGGGGUCCACCGCGCCGGCCCCUUGUCCUGCCCCCGAGAUGACCUCCAGGCUGGCUCGGCUGGACCCGGACCUCCACAGCCCCCACCACCUCUCACCCCUGGCUGCCCUGGAAGGCACGCGCGAAGGGCUCUCCGGUCCCCUACUCUCCCCAGGAAUGAAGGCGACAGGGACCCAGUCUCCGACGGCGCUGGACAAGCAGAACAUCCACCCCCAGCACAAACCCUACUCCAGCUACCCUCACCCACCCUGUGCCAACGACGACUACCAGGGCAGCUUCCAGAGUUGCUUCCAUUUUGGAGACGCGUACAGGAUGGAGCAGGCGGUCGGCGGCGGCCACGUCCUGGCCGACUCUCACAACUACCCCUCCCAUCAGCCCAAUGGCUUCCACAUGUCCUCCAGCAACACCACCACGGGUUGCUCUGCAGGCUUCGGGCUGACCCAGGGCCUCCAGGGCGCCGGCGGGUGCCAGUUCUCCUCCAGCCCAGAGGAGAGCAUCUUCUUCCAAGUGGGCAGCUUCGACCGGAGCCUAAGCCACAUGUCCUCCUCGGUGUACACGGAGACAUGAGAGAGGGGCCGACCUGGCACUCCCAGGCCCCGGCACGGAGUGCCGUACUCCCUCCAGGAUGCCUCUUAACACGCAAUACUUGUCUUAAUGCACUAGUCCCUGUCGUCUCUUCUUUGUUCCCUUCCAAACAUGAGUCAAUGGGUUGCUCCCAAAAGCCUUUUGCUUUGGCCUCUUUCGGUAUAGCGUACGAACGUUCUAGCCGGGUUUGAGACAAUAACAUCAAUAAGGUUUAAAAUAGCUCAAACAAUUUUGUAUGCUUGCCGUGACACUAAAUUGCCUCCAUGCAAACAAUCUCGAUCUGGUGCUUUCACUAGAUUAGAUCAAAUGUUUUUUUAUGAAAUGUUCCGAUAUUAUGUGAUGAGUAAUCCAGUUCAUGUUGAUUGUUCCUGUUUGCAAUGGACUGUUAUCUCAAUGAUGUUUAUAAGUAUUGGCGGUCCAAAGCUCUAUUGUCAUGUAGCAUUUUCCUCUUUUUGCUUUAUGUAUCGAGUUGCAACACAAUGAGAAAAAAUAGGGACGGAUUUAACGACAUCCACUCCCUCUCUUUCUCGCUCAAUAUCGUUCAAUCAUUUCAAGGCUGAUGUGUAGAAAGAAAUCUAUAUUUUUGCUGUGUUGUUUUAUCAGUGUAAAAUAAGUGGUUUGCCGUUAAAUUUGUUUUGUUGAGUUAUCUGGAUAUGUUAUGUAAUGUCUGGAGGAGAAUAUGGGUUAAUCAAUUAUAUGUUGCAUUAAACCUUAAACCCAAUCUAUUUUAUCAUGUGUACAAAAUGUACAGUUUGUUUAAAAUGUUUUGAAUGUUUGUCAUUUCCCAAUGAUUAAUUAAUAAAUGUAUAAUUAUGCAAAAUGUCUCCCUUUAUUUAAAUCUGUGACACAUUGUAUGAAAGCAUAAUAAUAAAGCCAUAUCUCGAAA
This is a messenger RNA of Gadus morhua (Atlantic cod), 3226 nucleotides long. It is a transcript of the gene glis1b, whose product is annotated as GLIS family zinc finger 1b. Gene Ontology annotation, biological process: regulation of transcription by RNA polymerase II. The record is from RefSeq and is a predicted model, not a curated record. Gene Ontology annotation, molecular function: RNA polymerase II cis-regulatory region sequence-specific DNA binding; DNA-binding transcription factor activity, RNA polymerase II-specific. NCBI's taxonomy places the organism in Eukaryota, Metazoa, Chordata, Actinopteri, Gadiformes, Gadidae. Gene Ontology annotation, cellular component: nucleus.